This is a messenger RNA of Symbiodinium pilosum, 945 nucleotides long. The record is from the annotation of a GenBank genome assembly. Lineage: Eukaryota; Dinophyceae; Suessiales; Symbiodiniaceae.
AUGUUCCAGAAAAAGCCCAAGAAGCAGGAGGAAGCAAAUGAACCAAAGAACCUGGUGGAGUGGGCCAAGGGCAAGUCGGCGUGUUCUUUCUGGGGUGCCAAACUCAACCGGCGCCUGAAUCAAUGCGACUGUGGAACCAGUUUCACUGCCAACAAGAGGUUGAGCAGGGAGUGUAUCUCUCAAAAAGCCGGCCUUGUCGAUUUUAGCCCUUCUCUCAUCUUGGAAGCAGACCCUCACAUACAGUUGUGGGACCCAAAGUGCAAGUGCGUGACAAAACGUCAGGAAGGUUCUGAUCAAGACCGAGCCAUGCUCGCGGAAAAGGUUCAAGGGGUCGCAGCAGUGGACUUCUGCCGGAAUCUGUUCGCGGGCGCUGACCAAGCAUCCAAACAUGACCACUUCUACGCGUAUUGGGAGUGGAAGACAGAUAUCCAGAAUAGGGUCAACGAGAUGCUGAGCAUGCACCGCUGCCAAGAACAGCUGCCAGACCCUAAGAAGAUCGAAGACCUUCUGGAAAGCGGGGGGAGCUUGACGUUGAAGCAAGCUUGGGAGAAGGUUUGCUACGACGAGUGUGAAGAUCUUCUGAAUGAGCUGCGUGAGACGAUGGAGACUGUGGUGAAGACAGGAGGCCUGAGGAAAAACUCCUGGAGCGAGAUCUGUGUGGAGCAUGUCGUCAAGAAGGUUGAGUCGCACUUGUUGGGCUGCUGCGGCAGAAGCUGUGGCUGGAACGGGAGGACAUGCCUUCACUGGCCCUUCAUCCCGCCUGCCGAGCAGGACGCUUGGAAAGCUGAGUGUUGUGUUGAAGCAAACAUAGAGCGCGGCUCAGCGAGGGAGCAAAUGUGCCUGAGUAUCCUGCCGGAUGAGCAAGCGCAGCAGAAGUAUGUGGAGGAGGACUUGAAAGAUCCAGAUCCAGGCUUUGCUUCAAGUCUUGGAGAAGAUGAGCAUUUG